Synchiropus splendidus (mandarinfish) is the source of this 5685-nucleotide messenger RNA. RefSeq names its product cytoplasmic FMR1 interacting protein 2 (gene cyfip2). NCBI's taxonomy places the organism in Eukaryota, Metazoa, Chordata, Actinopteri, Syngnathiformes, Callionymidae. Gene Ontology annotation, cellular component: neuron projection; synapse. Gene Ontology annotation, biological process: cell morphogenesis; cell projection assembly; apoptotic process. The coding region runs from base 359 to 4117 and encodes 1252 amino acids. Gene Ontology annotation, molecular function: small GTPase binding. The transcript is spliced from 30 exons. The record is from RefSeq and is a predicted model, not a curated record.
ACGUUAUGGUUCUAUUUAAUAGAGUUUCCUCAAUGUGCUUGGCGUAUUUAGUGUUUAGUUUCCUAGUGUCUACCAAAGCGGAGCGACGAUGCUCCGUUAUCUCCAUCCUCCUCUCGCUUGCUGCGACUGUCCCUUUAAGAAAAUGCACUUGCAGCCAUUUUCUGUUCUUUGUGUGGGGUGGAUUAGCACUGGGCAGAUACACGGCGAAAUCGGAGCAUCCAUCGGCGGAGAAGCCCGGAACGGAACACGCAAACCUCGGAACACCGUCGCAAGUGGCGACCGUGUCCACUCGCUGUCGUGUAUCGCCGGACGGACAUGCAAUUGGCAGACUUGGGUGCAGUGUGAGUGAGGCUUCAUCAUGACGACCCACGUGACCCUGGAGGAUGCCUUGUCCAAUGUGGACCUGCUGGAGGAGCUGCCCCUCCCCGACCAGCAGCCAUGCAUCGAGCCACCUCCCUCUUCGAUCAUGUACCAGGCGAACUUUGACACCAACUUUGAAGACAGAAAUGCAUUUGUGACUGGAAUUGCUCGGUACAUAGAGCAGGCUACGGUCCACUCCAGCAUGAAUGAAAUGCUGGAGGAGGGACAUGAAUAUGCCGUGAUGCUUUACACGUGGAGAAGCUGCUCCAGGGCCAUUCCCCAGGUGAAAUGCAACGAGCAGCCCAACAGAGUGGAGAUCUAUGAGAAAACAGUGGAGGUGUUGGAACCUGAAGUGACCAAGCUCAUGAAGUUCAUGUACUUCCAGCGGAAAGCAAUCGAGCGCUUCUGCAGCGAGGUGAAGCGUCUCUGCCACGCCGAGCGGAGGAAAGACUUUGUGUCUGAGGCCUACCUCCUGACUCUGGGCAAAUUCAUCAACAUGUUUGCCGUGCUGGACGAGCUUAAAAACAUGAAGUGUAGCGUCAAGAACGACCACUCUGCCUAUAAGAGAGCUGCGCAGUUCUUGAGGAAAAUGGCCGACCCCCAGUCCAUCCAAGAAUCCCAGAAUCUUUCCAUGUUUUUAGCCAACCACAACAGGAUCACUCAGUGCCUGCAUCAACAGCUGGAGGUGAUUCCAGGCUACGAGGAGCUUUUGGCAGACAUUGUCAACAUCUGUGUGGACUACUAUGAGAAUAAAAUGUAUUUGACUCCCAGUGAAAAACACAUGCUGCUGAAGGUGAUGGGAUUUGGUUUGUACCUGAUGGAUGGGAACGUGAGCAACAUCUAUAAACUAGAUGCAAAGAAGAGGAUCAACCUGAGCAAGAUUGACAAGUUCUUCAAACUCCAAGUUGUGCCUCUUUUUGGAGACAUGCAGAUCGAGUUGUCGCGCUACAUCGAGACCAGCGCUCACUACGAAGAGAACAAGUCGAAGUGGACGUGCACCCAGAGCAGCAUCUCCCCACAGUACAACCUGUGUGAGCAAAUGGUUCAGAUCCGGGAGGACCACAUCCGGUUCAUCUCUGAGCUGGCGCGUUACAGCAACAGCGAGGUGGUGACCGGCUCCGGUCUCGACAGCCAGAAGUCCGACGAGGAGUACCGGGAGCUGUUCGACCUGGCCCUCAGGGGCCUCCAGCUGCUGUCCAAGUGGAGUACACACGUCAUGGAAGUGUAUUCGUGGAAGCUGGUCCAUCCUACAGAUAAGUUCUGUAACAAGGACUGUCCUGGGACUGCGGAGGAGUACGAGCGAGCCACUCGGUACAACUACACCAGCGAGGAGAAGUUUGCCCUGGUGGAGGUCAUCGCUAUGAUUAAAGGGCUGCAGGUUCUAAUGGGCAGAAUGGAGUCUGUAUUUAAUCAGGCCAUAAGGAACACGAUCUAUGCAGCCCUGCAAGACUUCGCCCAGAUGACCCUCAGGGAGCCGCUUCGCCAGGCUGUACGCAAGAAGAAGAAUGUCCUCAUCAGUGUUCUCCAGGCCAUUCGGAAGACAGUUUGCGACUGGGAGGGUGCCAGAGAACCUCCGAACGACCCCUGCUUAAGGGGUGAGAAGGACCCCAAAGGUGGUUUUGAUAUCAAGGUCCCACGGAGAGCCGUCGGACCCUCCAGCACUCAGCUGUACAUGGUGCGCACCAUGCUGGAGUCUCUCAUCGCAGACAAGAGUGGGUCGAAGAAGACGCUUCGCAGCAGCCUGGAUGGACCAAUCGUCGUGGCCAUCGAAGACUUCCACAAGCAGUCCUUUUUCUUCACACACCUGCUCAACUUCAGCGAGGCUCUUCAGCAGUGCUGUGAUCUCUCCCAGCUGUGGUUCAGAGAGUUCUUCCUCGAGUUGACCAUGGGUCGCCGAAUCCAGUUCCCCAUCGAGAUGUCCAUGCCGUGGAUCCUGACCGACCACAUCCUGGAGACCAAGGAGCCGUCGAUGAUGGAGUAUGUGUUGUACCCUCUGGACCUGUACAACGACAGCGGCUACUACGCUCUCACCAAGUUUAAAAAACAGUUCCUCUACGAUGAAAUUGAGGCGGAGGUCAACCUCUGCUUCGAUCAGUUUGUCUACAAACUGGCUGAUCAGAUCUUCGCCUAUUACAAAGCAAUGGCUGGAAGUGUCCUGCUGGACAAACGCUUCAGGGCGGAGUGUAAAAACUAUGGAGUCAUUAUUCCAUAUCCACCGUCAAACCGCUACGAAACGCUGCUCAAACAACGACACGUGCAGCUUCUGGGUCGAUCUAUCGACCUGAACCGUCUGAUAACCCAGAGGAUCUCAGCAGCUAUGUACAAGUCCUUGGACCACGCCAUUAGCCGCUUCGAGAGCGAGGACCUGACCUCCAUCGUGGAGUUGGAGUGGCUCCUGGAGAUCAACAGACUGACCCACCGGCUUCUGUCCAAGCACAUGACCCUGGACAGCUUUGACGCCAUGUUCCGCGAGGCCAACCACAACGUUUCGGCGCCUUACGGCCGGAUCACGCUCCACGUCUUUUGGGAGCUCAACUUCGAUUUCCUUCCCAACUACUGCUACAAUGGAUCCACUAACCGGUUUGUACGCACUGCCAUCCCCUUCACCCAGGAGCCUCAGAGAGACAAGCCAGCCAACGUGCAGCCUUACUACCUGUAUGGCUCCAAGCCUCUGAACAUCGCCUACUCGCACAUUUAUAGCUCCUACCGAAACUUCGUGGGGCCUCCUCACUUUAAAACAAUCUGCCGCCUCCUGGGCUACCAAGGAAUAGCGGUGGUGAUGGAAGAGCUGCUCAAGAUUGUCAAGAGUCUGCUACAAGGCACCAUCUUGCAGUACGUCAAAACACUGAUAGAAGUCAUGCCCAAAAUCUGCCGCCUGCCGCGUCACGAGUACGGCUCUCCAGGAAUCUUGGAGUUCUUCCACCAUCAGCUCAAGGAUAUUAUUGAGUAUGCCGAGCUUAAGACAGAUGUCUUUCAGAGCUUAAGGGAGGUGGGGAACGCCAUCCUGUUCUGCCUGCUUAUCGAGCAAGCUCUGUCCCAGGAGGAGGUGUGUGACCUGCUUCACGCUGCCCCAUUUCAAAACAUCCUGCCUCGGGUCUACAUCAAAGAGGGCGAGCGCCUGGAAGUCAGGAUGAAACGGCUGGAGGCAAAGUACGCUCCUCUUCACCUUGUGCCUCUAAUCGAGAGGCUGGGAACCCCACAGCAAAUCGCCAUUGCUCGUGAGGGCGACCUGCUGACCAAAGAGCGCCUCUGCUGUGGCCUUUCCAUGUUCGAGGUCAUCCUGACACGCAUCCGCAGCUUCCUGCAGGACGGCGUGUGGCGCGGGCCUCCGCCCACCAACGGCGUCAUGCACGUGGACGAGUGCAUGGAGUUCCACCGCCUCUGGAGUGCCAUGCAGUUUGUCUACUGCAUCCCAGUGGGCACCCACGAGUUUACAGCUGAGCAGUGCUUCGGCGACGGGCUGAACUGGGCCGGCUGCGCCAUCAUCGUGCUCUUGGGUCAGCAGCGGCGCUUCGACCUGUUCGACUUCUGCUAUCACCUGCUCAAAGUCCAAAGACAGGAUGGCAAAGACGAGAUCAUCAAAAAUGUGCCCUUGAAGAAGAUGGCCGACCGCAUACGGAAGUACCAGAUCCUCAACAAUGAGAUCUUCGCCAUCCUCAACAAGUACAUGAAGGCGGUGGAGACAGACAGUUCCACUGUGGAGCACGUUCGCUGUUUUCAACCUCCGAUACACCAAUCGCUCGCCACCACCUGUUGAAAAAAGGCACCCAGUCCUCAUCGUGUUCUUCUCAGUGGUGUGCCGACCAAGGUAUGAGUCAUGUGACGGGACACGCUCCCUGCGGCGAGGCUACAUCCACACUACCGUGACAGUGUUUCCACGUGGCAUGUGGAAACCAAUCCAGACGUGACACGGGAAUCCUAUUCACCUCACGCUGUCAUUGUCAAGCUUUUCAUUUGAAAGCAAAGUUGGGAUCUGGAUGAUCUGCUGACGCUAGCACCAGAGGUCACAUGAUCUGUGACAUCAGGAAUGCUUCUCUGAUGAGAGCAAAGUAGUGUGGAUGUAGCUGUCACAUUGUAACUAGACGUGAGGAACCGUGUUCAUUCAGAAGCAUGCUUAAUCAUGUUUUCCACAUCACCUGUGAAUUGGACAAAAAUAUAUAAAAAAAAAAAUAUUCUCCAAUUUUGAGCCAGAUAAAGUCAGUCAGAAAUCAGUGAAGUACGCAACACAAUGUUGAUGCGACUGCUGAAAGAUAGGCGAAUUGAUGCUCCAAAGAAAGAUAGUAAGUUCUAAAACGGUUAUUUUAGUACCUCCAUCGUGCAAUAAUCUGUUUUCCUCAUUGGAUAAACUAUUUUCAUUUCUUCACGAUUUGCUUGUUUUCAUGAGCCACGCUGCUCCUUGCCCCAACUCUUUUUUUUAACCACACAUUUCUACUCCAUUACCAAUGUAAAUUUCACUGUUGAACUAAGUGAAGUGUUGAGUGUUGUAAUUGUUCUUGUUUUUAUAUUAUUCAUAUUUUAUUAUUUACUCAUCACAUGGUACAUUUGCCUCUACUGCUGACUGGAAAACUCACUUUUUAUUUUUUUUUAUUUUCUUUGUGAGUUUGCUUUUUAUUGCACUGCCUGUGAACACUUUCUUUUGGCGUUUUGAAACGCGUUUGUUGCUGUAACGUAAUAACAGCAAUGGCAUAAAAGUAUUGUUAGAAAUACCUCUUGGUUGUAUACAGACAGUGCUGUGUUACUUUGGCUAAUUCCGUGUGAAUGGGUGAUGCUGUGGUGAAAUACUGACACACAAAGAGAAGAAAAUUGUGACUUAAAAAGUCACUUAUAAUGAAGAGUUUCCAGAAUAUAAUCAGUAUUUACAAUUAACUCUUGCUUUAUUUUAGAUUUAGCUGUCAUCAAAUAUGCAAAAGACCUCCCUAUUUUCUUUACACAGAUUUAAAUAUUAGGUGAUUACCACCCCCUAACUUACCCUUACUGAAAGACCUUUUCUGCUUUUUGACUGAACAAAACUCUUUGCCUUUGUUAUUCCAGUGUCUUUUUUUUUCUUAAACAUAUUUAUGAUUCAACUUUGUUCCUUUGACGGUUUAUCUUGUUCAAAUGAAGGUACCAGUGUAUCAUCUCAGACCUUAAGCAUGAAAAAGUGUAAUUUAUUGUCAUCUACGACUCCAUUUUGUGACCUGAGGCUUUGUUUAUGAUAUUGCUGUACAAGUGGCCAUGUUUUGAAGUACAAGAAGCAACUGAGAAAAGCUUAUAAAGUGUACAACAAAAUUCCCGGAAAGGAUUUGAAAUAUGUUGUAUUUCCAUGAAAUAAAAAUGUUUAACUGA